Triticum dicoccoides is the source of this 1033-nucleotide messenger RNA. RefSeq names its product oxalate oxidase 2. The transcript has a single exon. Gene Ontology annotation, molecular function: manganese ion binding. The record is from RefSeq and is a predicted model, not a curated record. NCBI's taxonomy places the organism in Eukaryota, Viridiplantae, Streptophyta, Magnoliopsida, Poales, Poaceae. Bases 149 to 784 code for a protein of 211 amino acids.
CCACUCAUCCACCACCGCUUAGCAGCAGCAACAACCAGUGCCUUAGACACUCUCCAUCAACAAACUCUAGCUGAUCAGUCCUAGCUAAUUAAGCUUGUUGCCUAGCAAGCAUGGGUACUCCAAAACUCUAGCGGCUGGCCUGUUCGCCAUGCUUUUCCUAGCUCCAGCUGUCCUGGCUACCGACCCCGACCCUCUCCAGGACUUUUGCGUAGCCGACCUUGAUGGCAAGGCGGUCUCGGUGAACGGGCACCCAUGCAAGCCCAUGUCUGAGGCUGGCGACGACUUCCUCUUCUCAUCCAAGCUGGCCAAGGCUGGCAACACGUCGACCCCAAAUGGCUCGGCCGUGACGGAGCUCGACGUGGCCGAGUGGCCCGGAACGAACACGUUGGGCGUGUCUAUGAACCGCGUGGACUUCGCACUGGGGGGCACCAACCCGCCGCACAUCCAUCCCCGUGCCACCGAGAUCGGCAUCGUGAUGAAAGGUGAGCUCCUUGUUGGAAUCCUUGGCAGCCUUGACUCCGGGAACAAGCUCUACUCCAGGGUGGUGCGCGCUGGGGAGACGUUCCUCAUCCCACGCGGCCUCAUGCACUUCCAGUUCAACGUCGGUAAGACCGAGGCCUCCAUGGUCGUCUCCUUCAACAGCCAGAACCCCGGCAUCGUCUUCGUGCCACUCAUGCUCUUCGGCUCCAAUCCACCCAUCCCAACGCCGGUGCUCACCAAGGCGCUCCGGGUGGAGGCCGGGGUCGUGGAACUACUCAAGUCCAAGUUCGCCGCUGGGUUUUAAUUUUCUGGGUGCCUUCCCUGAAAGGCUCAAUAUAUAAUUUGAUAUAUGCAUGCUAGCAAAAAUUUAAUAAUUCUCAGCAAAAGACAUGUACUCAAGCUUCGGGUUAAUCUCGCAUGCAAUUGUAAUAAGAUUGAAUAAGUUAGCCCCAUGGUUAAGCCUUCAGAUCCAAUAUGGGGAAUUGUAUGUACUUCUUUUUAUUGUCGUCUUUGUUCUUUUCAUUAAACUGAAUAUAUAAUUAGCAUUUUCAUA